Molecule: messenger RNA, 850 nt
Organism: Cadophora gregata
Lineage: Eukaryota; Fungi; Ascomycota; Leotiomycetes; Helotiales; Ploettnerulaceae
Exons: 6
Coding region: 124-654 (176 amino acids)
Source: RefSeq, a predicted model, not a curated record
AAUACUUCUUCACCAGCACAGUUCUUUUCUUUGCUUUCCUAUCAUUAACCUCAUCUCGAUCUUUUCUUUUACAACAUCCUUCUCUUCUACUUGUCCUUUUCUUCAAGAAAACACUAGUUCAAUAUGUUCUCUAAGACUCUCAUCACUGCUCUUACAGUUGGCCUAGUUGCCUUCAGCAACGCCAGUCCACUUGUGAAGCGUGCUACUACAGUUUCUAGUGACACCGGCGAUGCGUCUAUCACACCUGCAAUUACAACUGAGCCAGUAUCCUUCCCGGAUGAUGUUGGAGGAAAAGUCGAUGCUGCUGGUGCCGUAGCAGAUGUUGUUAACAAAGUCGUGCAACUUGUUCAAGGACUUGUCGACGAUGAUAUUAAGCGUCGUCAACGAUUUACUCAGGAAACUGUCGCGUCCGUGAUCAACCAGUUCCCAACAAAGAAUGUUGUAAUGAGCAACGUCGGUUACAGUAUCUCCUGUACCCCAGAUGUAGUUUCAUCAACUAGCUAUAAGGCUAAGGUUGGCUCCAACGUCAGCUACGAUGUCCUGGUCUUUGGUUCAGGCUGCACUUUCGAACUCCAGGGGGAUGGAGGAUUUGAGAACUGGGCGUACAUCCGACAGGCAUCUUGCACAGGAACUGGCAAAUCUUUCACCUGCUAAAUUUAUUUCUAGUCUCUAGCGGGGCUUGACAUACAUCACGCUGGAAGUGCAGGAUAACAGAUCACAGACAAGCUGGCAUUGAAAUGGGAUGGAGUAUGGAAUUGUUAGGAAUUUCUUUUCUUGUUUAACAUAACGGUCGCUACAAUCAGAAAAACAUUUUGACUUGCGCUUGGAAUCAAAACGAUUGUGAGGAAGC